AUGAAAUGGCUCAAGGAGAAGGGUUACGGUGGUGCCUUCAUAUGGACUCUUGAUUUCGAUGAUUUCAAGGGUACAAGUUGUGGUAAAGGUCCAUAUCCGCUAUUAAAUGCAAUCAAUAAUGAACUUGGAAGUGAGUCAACAGCAUCGACGGAAAGCUUUGAUACGACGACGGCAGAACCAGAAAAUACGGAAGCCGAUACUGAUAUUGAUAUGACGACGGCAGAACCAGAAACUACAGACGACGAUACUGAUAUUGAUAUGACGACAAGUGCUGCUGAACCAACAAGACCUAUCG
Molecule: messenger RNA, 295 nt
Organism: Loa loa (African eye worm)
Lineage: Eukaryota; Metazoa; Nematoda; Chromadorea; Rhabditida; Onchocercidae
Exons: 2
Biological process (GO): carbohydrate metabolic process
Source: RefSeq, a predicted model, not a curated record